Molecule: messenger RNA, 903 nt
Organism: Caenorhabditis remanei
Lineage: Eukaryota; Metazoa; Nematoda; Chromadorea; Rhabditida; Rhabditidae
Exons: 2
Coding region: 1-903 (300 amino acids)
Source: RefSeq, a predicted model, not a curated record
AUGCCAUUCUCCUCUGACUCCAUGUACGCGAACGCUGGUCUCUACCGUCAAACACUCCAUGAUAUGCUCUAUACACCGAGAACAGAGCAAAAGAAGAAGAGUUUCGAAGAUGAAACUAUUUCUGGAGUUGGAAAAGUUUCGAAAUUAUUGAACAAGUUUGAGACGGGACAACUGGAUUUGACGGUGGAGGAGAGUGUAUUGGAGCAGGAUUCUGAGGAGUGGGAUCUGGAUGAGAGUAUCUUUGAGGACCCGGUGUUUGUAUCAAAUGAACAGCCACCAGUCCCAAAACCUCGAACAAUUCUGUUCACUUCAACUCCAAAGUCAUCACCAGAAAAGAAGAAAGUGCCUGUCCGGCCUCUCGUCGAGACCCCAAUCCUUCGUCAACUCCAUCGCAAAGCAGGUGGAUACGACAAUCUGAGAAAUAAGUUCGAUCAGAUGAACUUGGAUUACCGUACACCCGAAGUGCCAAGACAAAAGGUCAACUCCAUUGGAUCCACGUGUUCUUCAAUUGGCUCUUCUACUUCAUCGUCGACGUUUUCAACCUCCAGAAGCGGUUUCUCUAGCAAUGAAACCAAUCAUAAACUCAGCUUCAGCAGGGAAACAAAAGAGGAAGUACACAAAAAGUUCAACAAAUAUUUCGAGUGGGGAGCUGAAAUGCUCCGAACAAUCGCCAUUCACGUCUCGGAAAUACGUCUCGAUGCCCUCUCCAAGUUCUCUGAAACCGAGCAAACUGAAGAUGUGAAGUGUAUGAAGAGGAUCUAUGAGGGAUGCAAGAAGGGAACAAAUAAAGAAAUGGAUGCAUUGUGUUGUGCCCUUUUCGAUCUCCUCGAGGAUAAAGUGAACAGAAAAGAGUUGUCGAUUCAUGAGGAAUAUGUCGUAUGCAAGUAUAAUAAGAGAAUUUGA